ACCUUAGCGCAGCUAAGGAGAAGAAGGGAGAGGCGACCACUGCAGCGGCUACGGCUGCAGCAGCGAAGGCUGCAUGCAUCUGUUGGCCGUCCUUUUGAUGGAGGAGCAUCUUAUAAUGCAGCAGAAGACACAACAACACCUAGCACAGGAGAUACAGCUGCCACCACCAGCAGCAGCGACAGCAGCAGCAGCAGCAGCGGCAGCAGCACGAGCAGGAUGACAGACAGACCCACGGAUAGUGUAUAUAGACGUCGCAUGCAUGGGCCUCAUGAGGGGGCCCCUCCUACAUCAGAUUCAUCAUCAGGGGCCCAUGGUGCCCCCGCUGAGGGUAUGCGUAGUAGUAGUGUUGGGGGCCCCACUCCUACCUCCUCUCGGGGGGCCCCCUCAUCCUCUCGGGAGAGGGGCCCCUCUUCUAUAAGGAGGCCUCCUCCUUAUUGGCAGAGGGCCCUAUACCAAGGAGUGGCGAUGUUCUUUCUUACUGCAAUUCCUUCAUGGAACCCUAACCCUGAACUUCUUCUUGAUUAUGAAGAGGAAGAGGCAGAAGAAGAAGAAAGAAGAGGAGGAGGAGCAGCAGCAGUAGCAGCAGAAGGAGGAAGAGGAGGAGAAGAACAAAGGUUGUUAGAUGAUAUGCAACAGUUGCAGCAGUGA
Messenger RNA from Eimeria maxima, 648 nucleotides. RefSeq lists its product as hypothetical. The transcript is spliced from 2 exons. Lineage: Eukaryota; Apicomplexa; Conoidasida; Eucoccidiorida; Eimeriidae. The annotation marks the transcript as partial. The record is from RefSeq and is a predicted model, not a curated record.